CCUGGUUUUCUCUAUACUGUUUAAACACACACUUCAUGUUUUAUCACUCAGAUUCUCAUCCCGUCACGCCGAAGCGCGGAUGAUGCGCGCUCAUACCUGAGCAGAAGAGAUCGGGGACGCGUGCGAGAGUGAUGCUGCUGCCAUGGCAACAGACCAUCAUGUGCUCAGACAUUGAUUUCACAUAUUUAUUUAAGAUCUCAAUCUUCCUUGACGUCAUGAGGAAUCCAACGAUCUGCUUCUGUGAGCUCAACAGGUAGAAUCUGACCAGAGCGAAUCUGACUGCUGCGACUGCUGUUAUUAUGGGAUGGAUAGAGAUGAUGAUGUUCGAGGAGGAAGAUGAGAAGGAAUAAAAGCGCUCUGUGACACGAGGACGGACGCGCGCGUCUUGAGCUCCAGUUAUUCUCGGUCCGUUUCUCCUGUUGAGCAUCUCCAUGCGUCUGAUUAUGAUGACGCGCCGUCGCGCGUCUGAUCAUUGACUGAUGUGCGCGCGUGCGUUUGUUAUUGAUAGACGUGUGUCCUGUUAGUGCCGUGUCUUGUAAAACCGCACAUGUCGAGCUGUCAGCGAGAGGCGUCACCGUAACAGGCGGGAAUCCCUGGAUCGGAUCACAGACCAGAGACGGGUCGCUUUCGGUGAUGUCGGAGCUGCCGGGCCUCAAGGACGCGCGUGAGGGGAGAAAUUAUGAGGAGUGAUGGACGGGCGCGUCAAGGGCGAAGAGAGCGUCAUCGACUCGCGUUUAUUCGGCGGCUCAAGGGCGUUUGAACAUGUCGAGGACGGGUCGGAGGACGGCGGGGCGAGGCGUCCACUGGAGGAAGCGUGAAGGAGCAAAUGUCGUUUUACCAGCUCUAAGGUCAAAGUAACGCGAGCUCGUUAUUCUUCUGUAUAAACGAACGAUCUCACGCGGAUCAGAUCGCGUUUAUCUGACAGAAGCGUAACAGGUCAUCCGAGAAAGAGAAAGCGUUUGAGCGCGUGCGUCUUUGUGUGUGUGUAGUCUCCUAUCCGACACGCGCCUGUCAUCGGUAUGGAAGGUGCUGCGGGCUCUGCGGACCCUCGGCCCGUCCGUAGCGGUGACUCCAAAAGGCGCAGUAAAAGCAGCCUUCCGUCUCCAGGUUACCGCCUCUCACAGGCAUCCCUGGAGGGCGACCGGGGUGAGCUGCCAACCGGGCGACGACGCCCCUCUAUCAUGAGCUCGACCCGCGAUGGUGGGCCAUUCCACCCCCUCCCUCGGCCUGCCCCGGGUUCGGCCCCGCCCACAGUGCAGCGUUCCGUGGGCUUCGCCGUCUCCCGGGCCGCUCUGGCGUCCACCUCCUUUACGGGCACCGGGAUGGUCGUGGUGGCCGCCGGACCCGAUACCACCACCACGACGGCGGCUGGGAGCCCGGAGGUCGCGCUGGGUCUGGACGGAGAAGAUUACAGUUACUCGAACCAGUCCACGUUCAUCCAGCGGCAGUUGGGGGCGAUGCUGCAGCCGGGGGUCAACAAGUUCUCGCUGCGCAUGUUCGGCAGUCACAAGGCCGUGGCGCUGGAGCAGGAGAGGCUGAAAUCAGCCGGAACCUGGAUCAUACACCCAUACAGCGACUUCAGGUUUUAUUGGGACCUCCUGAUGCUCUUGCUGAUGGUGGGGAAUCUCAUCAUUCUUCCAGUGGGCAUCACGUUCUUCCAGGAUGAGAACACGGCUCCGUGGAUCCUUUUUAACGUGGUGUCAGACACGCUCUUCCUGGUGGAUCUGGUUCUGAAUUUUCGCACGGGCAUUGUGAAAGAGGACAGCACAGAGAUCCUGCUGGACCCUAAAGCCAUCCGUCAGCGUUACCUAAAGAGCUGGUUCCUCGUGGAUUUUGUGUCCUCGAUCCCAGUGGAUUACAUCUUCCUGAUGGUGGAUCUGGAGGCUCGGCUGGACUCAGAGGUGUAUCGGACCGCUCGAGCGCUGCGGAUUGUUCGAUUCACAAAGAUUCUUAGUCUGCUGCGAUUGUUGCGUCUGUCUCGACUCAUACGAUAUAUCCACCAGUGGGAGGAGAUCUUUCACAUGACGUAUGAUCUGGCCAGUGCGAUGGUGCGGAUUGUCAAUCUGAUCGGCAUGAUGCUGUUGUUGUGUCAUUGGGACGGCUGUCUGCAGUUUCUGGUGCCCAUGCUGCAGGAUUUCCCGUCUGACUGCUGGGUCUCCAAAAACGACAUGGUGAAUGAAACGUGGGGCAUGCAGUACUCGUACGCUCUCUUCAAAGCCAUGAGUCACAUGCUGUGCAUCGGUUACGGCGCUCAGGCUCCGGAGGGCAUGACGGAUGUUUGGUUGACCAUGUUGAGCAUGAUUGUGGGUGCCACCUGCUAUGCCAUGUUCAUCGGGCACGCCACGGCUCUCAUCCAGUCACUCGACUCUUCUCGACGACAGUACCAAGAGAAGUAUAAGCAGGUGGAGCAGUACAUGUCAUUUCAUAAACUACCAGCAGAUGUCAGGCAGAAAAUCCACGAGUAUUAUGAACAUCGAUAUCAAGGAAAGAUGUUUGAUGAGGACAACAUUCUGGGAGAGUUGAGCGAGCCUUUAAAGGAGGAAAUUGUGAGCUUUAACUGCCGCAGUCUGGUGGCUAACAUGCCGCUUUUCGCUAACGCUGAUCCCAACUUCGUGACGGCGGUCCUUACCAAACUGAAGUUUGAAGUGUUUCAGCCCAACGACUUCAUCAUUCGCGAGGGAACCGUUGGCCGUAAAAUGUAUUUCAUCCAACAUGGUCGGGUCAGCGUUCUGACACGCGUCAACAAAGAAACCAAACUCAGUGACGGCUCAUAUUUUGGUGAGAUCUGUCUGUUGACCCAUGGUAGGAGGACAGCAAGCGUCCGAGCAGACACGUACUGUCGACUUUACUCUCUGAGUGUGGACAGUUUCAAUGAGGUUUUGGAAGAGCACCCCAUGAUGAGACGGGCCUUCGAGACUGUGGCAGCUGACAGACUCAAUCGGAUUGGUAAGAAGAACUCCAUUUUGUUGCGCAAGACCUCUCAGGGAGGAUCCGUGGCGAGCAGCAGUUUGGGACGGGGCGGAGGUAGCCGCGGUGGCGGUGCAGGCGGUGCCGGCUUGGGUUCUUGUGACAGCAUGUUGGUUCAGCAGAUCGUUAAGCACGACAGUAUGCCCACCAUGCAGGACAUUGCCGCUGGCAACCGCAUCGGAGGCACAAUCUCGCCUUGCACUCAUCCGGUGAUCUGGGCGCCACUGAUCCACGCCCCGCUCCAGACUGCUGCUGCCACAACCAACGUGGCAAUUGCUUUGAUGCAUCAGCAGCAGCAACAGCAGCAGUUACAGCAGCAGUUACAGCAGCAACAUGCGCUGGGAGCCGCCAUUUUCCUUCCCAUCUCCCCCUCCCACUCAACCUGCCCUCUUUCACCACCCCGUCCACCCAUACUGCACCCUCGUCAGUCCUUUAGCUCCCUAAUAGCUUUGAUGGGUGGUCUCCCCCCCCGAGGAUUCCCUUCAUCUGUAACUCCAACACCCUCCCCCUCUGCCAUGGGACCAACCGCUGUGGGAGUGGCUCCUACAUCAGGUGGAGGGGGUGGUGCUGCAAAGACCCCAUCCACACCUGCAUCGACAGUUCCUGCCCCUCUACAGGCUGGCAGGACUCUUCAUCACAGUCACCGCUUUCACAUAGAGCCCACGGGAGGGAGUCAGACAUCACCUCUCCAUAAAGUUGUGCCUCCCUCCUCAGCCGCUGCAGCAUUUUCUGUUGAAGGACGAAGUAUUGGUUCUUGUCAGCAGGGGGCUAAAGAGGCAUUACUGCGUCAUGUUGGAGGAGGCAGCACCCAGGGUCUCCCAAUGAUUGGUCGACUUACUCAGGAGGCCAGACUGCUCUCGGCCUCUCAACCAACACUGCCUCAUCGUAGCUGGGCCGGUGUACAGCCUCACCCACCUCUCCAUCGUAAAGCCUCUGGAGGGAAUUUGCUGUCGGCCCCCUUCCUUAUGUCAUCAGGACUUGGUAGAGGCGGUAGUGCAGGUGUUCUGUAUUCGAAUGCUCCACAAACUAAGGUCACACAAACACCCAUCACACACACACCCCUUCUGAUGCCCUCCCAGCUGGCACAUGCACUUCCACUCACAUCAGCACUAGGAUCUACUCCAUCACCCCUUGCCCCCUUCUCCUCUUUAAAACAGACUCCGUUUUGUUCCACCAACCCCCCUUCAGUCUUUACACCCUCUGGUAUAGGUGCCCCUCAAACCCAGCAGCUCAAACCUGGCUCUGCAAUUCCGACUCCUCCUUCAACCUCUCCUCCACCCUCACUCUGCCAUCCUUCUCAGUUUAUCUCCCCUUCUUCAUCUUCAUCUUCUGUUCCCUCUUUGGCACAGAAUGCCCAAACCAAACUCUCUCAGACACCACCAUCACCGUUGUCUUACACCACUAAUUCACAACCCACCGUAACUCCUUCUCAAGCUCCCAUUCAAACCCCUACCCAAACCAAAACACCAACCCCAAUUCAAACUCCCACCCAGACAAGAAUGCCAACCCCUAUUCAAGUCCUUGUGCAGACCUCUAACCAAACUCAAGUAUCAGCUGUCACCCAGUCUCAAACAACAGCUGCUAUUCAAACUCAGUCCCAAGCUAGAUGUCCAACUCCUGUCAACAUUGCCAGAGCUGCACAAACUCAAACUCAAUCCAACUCUUCAGUUCAUAGUCCAGUUCACACCCAAACAUCAAUGCAAACUCCAGCUAAAACUCUGAGUCAGAGUGCUAUAACCCAGAUCUCAGCUUCUGGUUCCCAGGUUCUAGGAACUUCUUUAGCCCAAUCACCAGGCUUCAAUCAAAGCCAAAACUCAACUCCCAUCAGUACCCCCACUCAAAGUGGAUGUUCAUCCCCUGUACAAACCCCAACCACACAGACCCUUAUUCCAUCCCAAGCUCCUGCUCCUGCUCCUACCCAAACCCCUGCCUUCAAACAAACUCCAUCUGCCAAAGCCCCCACUGCUGCACCUUUGACUGCACCACAUUCUCCUGCACUCAGUCCGUCUCCAUCUGCUGCAUCUUCAACUGUAUCACAUUUUUCUGCACUCAGUUGGUCUCCAUCUGCUGCAUCACAUUCCACUGCACUCAGUCCGUCUCCUGCUGCUGCAUCUUCAACUGCAUCACAAUCUCCUGCACUCAGUCCGUCUCCAGCUGCUGCACCUUCAACUGCAUCACGUUCUCCUGCACUCGGUCCGUCUCCAGCUGCUGCAUCUUCAACUGCAUCACAAUCUCCUGCACUCAGUCCGUCUCCAGCUGCUGCACCUUCAACUGCAUCACGUUCUCCUGCACUCGGUCCGUCUCCAGCUGCUGCACCUUCAACUGCAUCACAUUCUCCUGCACUCAGUCCGUCUCCAGCUCCUGCACCUUCAACUGCAUCACGUUCUCCUGCACUCAGUCCAUCCCCUGCUGCUGCACCUUCAACUGCAUCACAUUCUCCUGCACUCAGUCCGUCUCCAGCUGCUGCACCUUCAACUGCAUCACAUUCUCCUGCACUCAGUCCGUCUCCAGCUGCAGCACCUUCAACUGCAUCACGUUCUCCUGCACUCAGUCCGUCUCCAGCUGCAGCACUUUCAAUUGCAUCACGUUCUCCUGCACUCAGUCCAUCCCCUGCUGCUGCUCCUUCAAGUGCAUCACAUUCUCCUGCACUCAGUCCGUCUCCAGCUGCUGCACCUUCAACUGCAUCACAUUCUCCUGCACUCAGUCCGUCUCCAGCUGCAGCACCUUCAACUGCAUCACGUUCUCCUCCACUCAGUCCGUCUCCAGCUGCAGCACCUUCAACUGCAUCACGUUCUCCUGCAAUCAGUCCGUCUCCAGUUGCAGCACCUUCAACUGCAUCACGUUCUCCUGCACUCAGUCCGUCUCCAGCUGCUGCACCUUCAACUGCAUCACGUUCUCCUGCACUCAGUCGGUCUCCAGCUGCUGCACCUUCAACUGCAUCACGUUCUCCUGCACUCAGUCUGUCUCCAGCUGCUGCACCUUCAACUGCAUCACGUUCUCCUGCACUCAGUCCAUCCCCUGCUGCUGCACCUUCAACUGCAUCACAUUCUCCUGCACUCAGUCCGUCUCCAGCUGCUGCACCUUCAACUGCAUCACAUUCUCCUGCACUCAGUCCGUCUCCAGCUGUGGCACCUUCAACUGCAUCACGUUCUCCUGCACUCAGUCCAUCUCCAGCUGCUGCACCUUCAACUGCAUCACGUUCUCCUGCACUCAGUCCGUCUCCAGCUGCUGCACCUUCAACUGCAUCACGUUCUCCUGCACUCAGUCUGUCUCCAGCUGUGGCACCUUCAACUGCAUCUUGUUCUCCUGCACUCAGUCCAUCCCAUGCUGCUACACUUUUAACUGCAUCACAUUCCACUGCACUCAGUUCAUCUCAUCUUUCCACCUCCUCUUCCCGAACAGAUGAAUGGAAAAUCCAGGACUUGCCUCAGACAUAUAAAGACAAAAAGACCUGCUAACCUGUGAUGAGUAAGGGGACAAUUCAGGAAAAGUUCUGAUCGGGGUCUCCUGUUGUUUAUGGUUACUAAGGUUAGAGUUGUUGUGCUGACUGUUGGAAGAUUUUCCAGUUUUCUCCCAUGAAUCAAGGUCCAAAAAACAACUAAAAAUGUUUGAUUCAUUAGUAGAACUAGUGUGUUUAUAAAGAUUCUUCAUUGUCCCGGUCAUCUUAGAAUGUCCACUAUUCUAUAGCUGCAUGGUGGAGUAAAGAAACUAGUUUGUAAUAUUGUACACAUUUUACCAAACAGUAGAGCUGGUAACUCUAAUGAGUGUCAGAUGCUCUUAUUAGACCUUAAUACUAUUCAUCUGAUAGGAUGAAAGAUUUCAAUCUUUGAUAGUUUAGAUACAAAUUCUCUCAUUUGUCAAAAACCGUUGCUGAUAAUCUUCAAGCGAAUGUACUUUCAGAACAUUCAGCGGCAUCUGUGUCACCACUGUAUAAUGUGAGGGAAAGAGUACAAUCAGCAGUAGGUCUUUUAGCAGAGCACUUUUCGUCAGGACAUUAGCCAUAAAUCAGCUUUUAAUGGGAUCAAAUGAACACUAGUCAUAUUUUAUCAUCACAAACAGCAUUUCAGGCGAGUAGAGACGUCCACUGCCAGAGAAUCAGAUGUAAAAACACAGACAGUCAUUCAGUGUGUAGAAAGCUCUAUGCAGAACACCAGCUGGUGAAUUUUCGAACACAUUCUGUCAUAAUUUACGUUUUCUCAAACGAUUACAAUCACAGAAAAAAAAAUGAAGAGCAAAUAACUGAGCUAAGUGUUUUAUCUUGAGUAUAAUAAUGUAAUCUGUCCAAACAUUCUCAUACGCCACAUUGAAAUCAUUAUAAACCUUGAGUUUGAAAAGAUGUUUAUGACACAUUACGUUUGUGUUCAUGUAGAUUUCACUGCCUAUAAACCUAUGGUGCAUUGUAAAUAGUGAGUUGUGUAGAAAACACAUUUCUACAGGACAAAAUGAAUUUAUUCUGUUCUGUUUUGUGUACUUCCCUUUGUUAAGCUAUUAGCCAGUGAUUACCUGUCAGUAUAACAUUUAACUCCUGUGAUAUCACUAUCAUGGCAAACUGCUUAGGUCACUUACCUUUGACACUGGAUCAAAAAACUAAAUACAAUUUCCUUCUGAUCUUUGUGCAUCAUUAGAGCAUGAACCCAUUUAAAAAUCACAUAGAGACAAUAGACAAUAAGAUUUAAUUGCACAUUUUAAUGGAUGGUCAGGGUGAAAUGUAACUCAUGGUUUCAAACGUCACCAAAAUGUUAAAUUUGCCUUUAGGUACUUACAAUGUUCAUCACAGGUGUGAAAAACUGUCAAGAAUUUAAAUGUGUAUGAAUAUUCUGUUGAUAAAUGGAAGCGAUCCAUCAGUAGUUUGUGGUCUCAGGUGUUUGAUGUUAGUUUUGGACUAAAUGACUAUUAAGUUCAUAUUCUAACUCGCUGCUGUGUGUUUGUUUAUAUUGUGUGCUGCGAGUGCUUUACCUUCAGACCGAUGUGUCAGUGUCUCUUUUUGUCUAUCACACACACAUCUGAUGUGUUCUACUGUAGCCGCACACAGACUCUCUCUCUCUCUCUCUCUCCAGUGCUGUUCUUUACUGUUUUGUGCCGAUAGUGAGAUUAUGUCUGAGUUUUUCCCUCUAAUACCAUGUUGCCUAGAUUUAAGGACCAAAUGUUUAUUCUUAUUUGUUGUCACAGCUUUAGCUUUUGAGGAAAAAAAUUAUGGACUUAAUAAUACCUGCUAUUAUAUAGAAGAGAUAUAAUAAUGACUAUGUAAAAAAUGACUUUUUUGCCAAAUCACAAUAAAGUGAAAUAAUCAGU
Molecule: messenger RNA, 8259 nt
Organism: Triplophysa dalaica
Lineage: Eukaryota; Metazoa; Chordata; Actinopteri; Cypriniformes; Nemacheilidae
Product: potassium/sodium hyperpolarization-activated cyclic nucleotide-gated channel 4
Exons: 9
Coding region: 1020-6425 (1801 amino acids)
Biological process (GO): potassium ion transport; transmembrane transport
Cellular component (GO): membrane
Molecular function (GO): voltage-gated potassium channel activity
Source: RefSeq, a predicted model, not a curated record